ACCCAUGUGUUGGAUAAUUCGAGAUCGUAGUUUCAAGUCAACUGCGUUGCUGAAUGAAGAGCAGUCGUGCUAUACCGGGUCUGACAGGAGAAAGACAGUCCUCGUUUUAUCUUGGGAAUUGUAUAUUUCUUGAUAAGUAAGAUAUACAGACAGCGGGGUUAAUUUAAAUUCAAUAUAAAGUCAACAACUUGGAUUUUCAUUGGGGCUCCAUUUUAAAGCCAGAAUUGUCAAAAUGUUGAGUGUUGCAAGAACAGCUUCAAGGUCUCUCCCCUCUCCAAACUGCUCAAGAAGUGUGUCUUCCUUGAUAAAGAAGGCUUGCUGGAAUGGAUUUCAGCAAGAUACUCUCAGGUCUGUGGCCAGACGUGACUAUUCAUCAGAGGCAAUCAAAGGAUCAGUGAUUGGGAUUGAUCUGGGUACUACAAACUCCUGUGUGGCUGUUAUGGAGGGCAAACAAGCAAAGGUACUGGAGAAUGCAGAGGGAGCAAGGACAACACCUUCAGUGAUCGCCUUCACAGCUGAUGGCGAGAGACUUGUUGGGAUGCCAGCCAAAAGACAGGCAGUCACCAACCCUAACAACACCCUCUAUGCCACCAAGCGUCUCAUUGGUCGUCGUUACGACGACGCAGAGGUUCAGAAGGACCUGAAGAACGUGCCCUACAAGAUUGUACGUGCUUCCAAUGGUGAUGCCUGGGUCGAGGCCCAUGGAAAGCUCUACUCCCCCAGCCAGGCUGGUGCCUUCGUGCUGAUGAAGAUGAAGGAGACAGCAGAGAACUACAUGGGUCACAAUGUGAAGAAUGCAGUGGUCACCGUGCCAGCCUACUUCAAUGACUCCCAGAGACAGGCCACAAAGGAUGCUGGUCAGAUUGCUGGGCUGAACGUGCUGCGAGUCAUCAAUGAGCCCACUGCUGCUGCUCUGGCCUACGGUCUGGACAAGACUCAGGACAGAAUCAUUGCAGUCUAUGACCUGGGAGGUGGCACCUUUGACAUCUCUGUCCUUGAGAUCCAGAAGGGCGUGUUUGAGGUGAAGUCCACAAACGGAGACACCUUUUUGGGUGGAGAGGACUUUGACCAGCACCUACUGACCCACAUUGUGAAGGAGUUCAAGAGGGAGUCUGGAGUUGACCUGACCAAAGACAGCAUGGCUCUGCAGAGAGUAAGGGAGGCAGCCGAGAAAGCCAAAUGUGAACUGUCAUCAUCCCUGCAGACCGAUAUCAAUCUGCCCUACCUGACCAUGGAUGCCUCUGGCCCCAAGCACUUGAACAUGAAGAUGACCCGCUCMCAGUUUGAGGGCAUUGUGUCUGACCUGAUCCGCAGGACAGUGGCCCCCUGCCAGAAGGCCAUGCAGGAUGCUGAGGUCUCCAAGGGKGACAUCGGAGAGGUGCUGCUGGUCGGUGGCAUGUCCCGUAUGCCCAAGGUCCAGCAGACAGUCCAAGACCUGUUUGGCCGUGCUCCCAGCAAGUCAGUCAACCCAGAUGAGGCUGUGGCCAUUGGAGCUGCCAUCCAGGGAGGCGUGCUGGCUGGAGAUGUUACUGAUGUGCUCCUUCUGGAUGUCACACCACUGUCUCUCGGUAUCGAGACCCUCGGAGGGGUGUUCACCAAACUCAUCAACAGGAACACAACCAUUCCCACCAAGAAGGGCCAGGUGUUCUCAACAGCAGCUGAUGGUCAGUCCCAGGUGGAGAUCAAGGUKUGCCAAGGGGAGAGGGAGAUGGCAGCAGACAACAAGAUCCUGGGACAGUUCACUCUGGUUGGAAUCCCCCCUGCCCCACGUGGAGUACCCCAGAUUGAGGUCUGCUUCGACAUUGAYGCCAAUGGAAUUGUCCACGUCUCUGCCAAAGACAAGGGCACAGGCCGCGAACAGCAGAUUGUUAUCCAGUCCUCUGGUGGCCUCAGCAAGGACGACAUUGAAAACAUGGUUAAGAACGCAGAGAAGUACGCUGAGGAGGACCGGAGGCGAAAGGACCGUGUUGAGGCUGUUAACCAGGCCGAGGGCAUCGUCCAUGACACUGAAUCCAAGAUGGAGGAGUUCAAGGAUCAGCUCCCUGCUGAUGAGUGCAACAAACUGAAGGAAGAGAUUGCCAAAGUGAGAGACUUGCUGUCACGGAAGGAUGAAGAGACUGGCGAAAACAUCAAACAGGCUGCCACCACCCUUCAGCAGGCAUCACUCAAACUCUUCGAAAUGGCUUACAAGAAGAUGGCAUCAGAGAGGGAAGGUAGCAACGGCGGCUCUGGAUCGUCAUCGUCAGAAGGUGGAGCUGGAGAGAAGAAGGAAGGCCAGCAGUAAAACCUUUGCACUUGUGGUUGUCUGGAGACAUGGACUGAUGGGCUUGGGAGUGUAGACCUGUUGUCCUGAGUGGCGGCUAUUGUAUUCUAGUCAUUCUCACAUACUGUGUUUUUGCAGUAAAAAGUAUACGGUAUAUGUCAUUGAGUACAUUUACAUGCACAGUAAUAAUUUGAUAUUAAACAGAUUAUGGCAGUAGGCAKAUAAUGCAAUAAGCAGAGUGAGGUGUUUACAUGACUCAUAAUCGGCGUAAGGUCAAAAUUGAAGUAAGCAUACGCUGAUUAAAACACCAGGACAUGUAAACAUUUGUAAUCGGCGAAGUGAGAGUUCGGAAACAACUGAAUGUAUGCGUCUUAGAAUUUGUUUUCACAUACAAGCUAUAUGUCCGAAUUCGGAAUCAAAUAUGCGGUGGUAGAAUAUUUUGAUUGGCGAUUUUCUGCAUUUUUCAGUGUGCCAUCGGGUAGCCUGAUUUCAUGUGUCCAUGUAAAUGUGAUUAUUCUUCUUGCAAAGCUUGUAAAUGUUUAAAUUGAACUAUUAUAUUAAUCUGACUAUCCAGAAUAAUCUCAUUAGUGUGUGCAUGUAACCAUACUCAGUGUAUGUUCCUCCACCCCUUUGUAAUUUAAUUGUGAAUGACUAUAUAUCCUGUCCAUUUUAAGAAACAUUAUUUGCAUCUGUUGUGAAUUAGUGAACUGUUUAUAGCAAUUGUGUUAGUCCGACUGUGACGCCAUUUUGGGUUUCAUUUUCCCAUGUAGCUCUGCUUGUCUGGACAACAGUGGAAAUGCAAUAGAAGAAGCUUGGCUUUUCUCUAGCUCCAUCCUGUUUUUGUUUAUCUGGUAUAUCUGCUCUAUGAAAACAGUUGGCAUAUGUACAGUGAUAUGAGUAAAGUCAUGCGUGUGUGUGGUUAAAGAUGUAUAAUACGACAAUACAACUGCAGGGUUUUAUUUCUAUUCUUAGAUAUUUUGAAUCUUUAAUAUUUGUUAUUCCAUUCAGUACAGAGGAGCACUCAUUCUUCUUGACUUUGUCAUGGGUAUAAGCUGAGAGAAUGAUUAGAAGCUACCAUGCAUACAAAUAGAUUUGGUUUUGCCAUAACUAUUGUAUGAUGUUUGAGCUGCUGCCUAUCUGACAGAUAUAGUUGGCAGCAGUAGUCUGUGAAAAGGAGAAAAUAACCAGUCUGGUAUGAGGAGGAUUUGUUGUCAAAUUUGAGAUUGGUUUGAUAUUUGGGUUCUCAAUUACUGUUGCUAACUUUCCUAAUAAAAUUCUACAUUUCAA
Molecule: messenger RNA, 3550 nt
Organism: Salvelinus sp. IW2-2015
Lineage: Eukaryota; Metazoa; Chordata; Actinopteri; Salmoniformes; Salmonidae
Product: stress-70 protein, mitochondrial
Biological process (GO): protein folding
Cellular component (GO): mitochondrion; cytoplasm
Molecular function (GO): ATP binding; ATP-dependent protein folding chaperone
Source: RefSeq, a predicted model, not a curated record